AUGGAUUCCUCUUUCACAGCAAUUCGUGGUGGACCAUUUACCUACUGGUCACAUCCAAAAGCCUUACUGGUAAUUCAGAACCUUGUCCCCACAUUGCCCACAUUUCUAACGGAGACUCUGCUUUCCUCUGAUGGAAGUGCCGAUAUUAAAUUAUUUGCUCACGACUGGAUUGGAGUGGUAACUGAUGGACGUUUAUUUCUUUGGCCUUACAGCCAUUCGAGGGACUCAAAGAUCGCCCCAUCGUCAAGCUGUCGCCAGUUUGUGCUGCCUUCGGGUGGCAAGUCGAUGAGCGCUGUGGUUGCUGUCUCCUUUGAGGGCGAACGCCCGAAUCUCUGCGCCGUCGUCGUGGGCGAUGUCCUUCGUUUGUGGUCACGUGGUGUGUGCGGCACUGUGAGCAGGUCCCAAGUCGUUCACGACUUCACCGACACCAAACUUUGCGCCUUCAAAACUGACGAAUCGUGCAUCGCCUUGGAUCAAGGUCCCUGUCCUGGAACAUUUCUUCUUGCAACAAACCACGGUCGCAUUUUCGGCAUUGAUGCAACCACACCACAGGACCGCGUGUCGGCGUUUUUAUUGGCCGAUGGUUUCUCCACGGAAGCGACAGGUUCCUCCUUUCUGAAUUCAUCUGUGACGUCUGUGGAGGACAAGGAUAGAAGCCUCCUAUCGGGGUUAAGCCGUCGCGUCUCCUCCAUUUGGUCGUACGCAACGAGCAGAGUGCCUGCUAUUACUCGGAGCAAUAAUGAGGCGUUUUCAGCCGGGAAGGUCGUGCGUUUUCUGGUGGAUGGGACCAACGCCAAAACGGGGAAGUGUCGGGCCUGCCUCUUAACGCGAGGCCGCCUUGUUGUUUGGCAAAUCGAUGCCGAAUUUGAGUGUACGCUGAUGUUAACUACGGAGCUCAAUAACGACCAGUAUGGUGAAGCCAUUGACAUGGCGUUGACUCCUCUUCUCUCCCUCUGGAUUCUCUGCAAAUCGCCCGGCGAUAGCUCUGCAGAAGAGCCUUUGUCUCUUUUUUCUGUCGACAUCAAUCAAGAAUUGAGCGAUGCCACUCCAUCUGCGCCCGUUCCCGUUGCAAUCGAACAUGAUUCGUUGAACGUUGAAUUGAUCGCCCCCUUGACCGGCGUACGGACGUACCCGUGUUCACUGUUAGCUGUUUUUUCGCGCGAAUCCCGCGUCAUCUUCAUCAUCGAAGCUCUAACAGGUAGAUGCGUGUGUCAAGUCGAAUUCGAACAAACUUCCCCACUCAUUGGUGUAACCAGUGCUCCUGAGGGUAGUAAUGCUCUGUUUGCCUUUGUGACACGACAGCGCGGCAUCUACUCACUUGGCGGCGAGGAUCCAUGUCUAGCUAAUUUGAACUGCCGACAACUUAUCGACAGGCUAUCAAGACAAUCUUCAAAGCAUUUAACUUCGGAUCAGAUAGACGAAGUACUCUCUAGAACGGCUGCAUUACUCUGGAUGGGGUACGAGGUCAGUCCUGGGGAAGUUGUUGCUUUAUUUGCCGUCCUGGGCUGCUAUGAUUUCGAUGCAAUUUCAAUGUCAUUUCGUUUUUUUCUGGGUCGACGCCCGAGGGUCGUGAUUGUCAUACAAGAAUCCAACGAUUUGAUCAGACGCUUUUUCGGCGGUUCUUCGUCGGCACAUCGCGGUCUCGGCGGUGCCAUUUCGACGGCGUUUUUGCGCCUCGUGCGCCGCAUUCUCGACUCGCGACCAGCCAGCAGCUCCGACGCCCGUUCGCACGCCACCGCCACCGCCGCAACCCUCGAAUUCGAUUUUGCCCGUUCAACCGAGGGCUCGCGGUUUCUUGCCAAGCAACAGGCCAUGCAGAGUCUCUGUCAUCGACUCUGGCACAGCGUUGUUGCGACAUUUGGCGAUGCAGGAGAAAAUCUAAGUACAAAUGCCAUUGCCUCAGAACUCUUCUCCAUUACAAAUGAGCACGGCCAUGUUGCAUCACCUGGUGUGCACCAUCUUCUGAACGCCUUUCUUAUUGGCGCUGAAUUGUGCGAAUGCGCAAACGUUUUGUACGCAAAAUCUGUCCGCAAUCGCCAAUACUCCUUUUUGAGACCCAUUUUCAAGGCUGUCUUGCAGGAAUCGGAGUUAUCCUCCGUGAAUGUCUCCCUCAAUUUACUUAAACUCGAAGAAAUAUUCUUUCAAACGGUUUCACUGAUUCCAAAGUUCAUUUCUAAACUUGCCGAGCAGUUGGUUAACCGUAUUAAAGAAUGCUUGACAGACGACACAGAGUCGACCGAGUUCGUCACGCUGGCUGCCCAAUUGAUAACUGCAAGCCUAUCGGAGGCGUUAACUUACAGGCAGAAAUUGCUGCCGGCUCUCAGCUCAGUCAUCGCGGACGAGUCUUCACCAGGAAGUGCCACUGAUCUUUUCUGCUGGAUAACUGGAUGCGAUGGCGUGAGAGACGAGCUUCUGAGCGUCUUCAAUGCUCUGGCAGAUGUAGUCGCUGAGAGUAAUGAAGCCGGCCGAUCCCAAGCCGAUGGCUUGUCUCUAAAACAGGAAUGCGCGUGCCAGGCUGUGGAAUUGGCAACAAUCAUUCUACAGGCCGGUGAUCAACGCAUCAAAUGGGCUCCUGACUCUACUUCCACAUCCGCCUGGUUUAGUAACAUUCGGUCCGAACUCAUUUCUGCUGUUGCUUGGCGCCUAAUGCGACCCGAGGCAGCUCUUGACUUGGCCAUUAGAUUUGUUGACAAGGAACUGAUUGUUACCAUCUGCAACCACCUGGAUAAACUCGCCGGAAAUACCACCGAUGACUUGUUAAGCAGGCGUAACUUAGGACACGCUCACCUGAUUAAUGCGCUCCUUCGUCUUCCUCAGGAAUUACAGCUUGCCGACUACGCACUACAGUGGCACUACUCGCAGGGUGACAAGGCACGUGUGCAGUCACUUCUUGUGGCCCUACAAGACAAAAAAGAGCAGCAAAAACGACACAUGUCGUCGCCCCAAUCACUAUUUACUUCGACAAAGCGACCACGCCAUGCCUUAUCCACCCACAGCCCAACCACCUACGAGGCGGACACCUCUGUCAGUCGCUUUCUUCAGCGCCGCGAGGCUAGGGAUUUUGCGUGGCUUCAUCAGCUCAGAAACGGGGAGUUUGAUAAGGCUGGCGCGGGUCUUUUCACAGCUGGAACGUCCGAGUGCGGUGCCCUGGGCAGACGCAAGACGCUUCUGAGCCUAUCGAAACUGGCGUUCAUCGCAGCCGGUCACAGGGAGCUCUGUGAGGACUUGCCUACCGACAAAGCCAUACCUCGAAAUUUUGUGCUGACUGAUAAACACCUUGAAGUUAUAUGUCUACAAGAGGACUUGGUGAAGACAAAGUCACUGCACACGAUCGAGAGCAUGGGCGAUGCAGUGACGAGUGCUGCUGCCGCGUCGGAGCCCAUGACCGCCUCCGGUCUUGCUCGUUUGUACGUUUCUGAGUCAGUCUUGCGGCUGUUUUCGAGCAAGCAAGAACGCAUGACAGCCUUCACCUCGGCCCUGAGGCUGGCGCAGCUGGCUGUCGAUGUGGACGAGAGUGCGGACGCCGAGACAGAGGAGUUACUACAGCACAUUUGGAUGGAGGCGCUCAAUGUGGAAUCAUGGAAAGAACCCGAUAAAGAGGCUGAUUGCCACGGCAUGUGCGCAGAAAGUUUUUUCCAUUCCCUUCUUGAGCACUGUUUGCUAACUGGGCAGGUUCUUGAGACUGUUUUCCCACCGAUUGAAGAAUUCCUCUCUCGUGUUGGCGAAGAACAUGGCCAAUGGCUCCGAUUGCUCAUUCAAUACUGUUACGACGAAACUCUGCAGCGCUUUCAGCAAAAGGAACCAGUGACCAUAGAAGCCUAA
Mesocestoides corti is the source of this 3822-nucleotide messenger RNA. The record is from the annotation of a GenBank genome assembly. NCBI's taxonomy places the organism in Eukaryota, Metazoa, Platyhelminthes, Cestoda, Cyclophyllidea, Mesocestoididae.